Messenger RNA from Rhinopithecus roxellana (golden snub-nosed monkey), 3919 nucleotides. RefSeq names its product ecotropic viral integration site 5 like (gene EVI5L). The record is from RefSeq and is a predicted model, not a curated record. The coding region runs from base 220 to 2637 and encodes 805 amino acids. NCBI's taxonomy places the organism in Eukaryota, Metazoa, Chordata, Mammalia, Primates, Cercopithecidae. The transcript is spliced from 20 exons.
CGGCUCCUGUCAGCGGGUGAAAUGGCAGCGGCCGAGCCGGCGGCGGCCGCGGUCCCGGGGGGCGGCUGAGGGGGCCGGGCCGGGGCUGCGGGGCGAACGGCGCUGCUGGGAUCCGGCGGCGCAGCCCGGGGCGGCGAGGCUCGGCACGGCGAUGGCGGCGCGCUCGGCGCAGACAGAGCUGUGAACCAACCCCGCUCACGGCUAACAAGGCCACCCACCAUGGCGAGCCCCACUCUGAGCCCCGACUCCUCAUCCCAGGAGGCCCUGUCGGCCCCCACCUGCUCCCCGACCUCUGACUCCGAGAACCUCAGCCCCGAUGAGCUGGAGCUACUGGCCAAGCUCGAAGAGCAGAACCGGCUCCUGGAGGCUGACUCUAAGUCCAUGCGCUCCAUGAAUGGCUCGCGGCGGAACAGUGGCUCCUCGCUGGUGUCCAGCUCCUCGGCCUCCUCCAACCUGAGCCACCUGGAGGAGGACACAUGGAUCCUGUGGGGCCGGAUCGCCAAUGAGUGGGAGGAGUGGCGGCGCAGGAAGGAGAAGCUGCUCAAGGAGCUGAUCCGCAAGGGCAUCCCACACCACUUCCGGGCCAUCGUGUGGCAGCUGCUGUGCAGCGCCACGGACAUGCCAGUCAAGAAUCAGUACUCUGAGCUGCUCAAGAUGUCCUCGCCGUGCGAGAAGCUGAUCCGCAGGGACAUUGCCCGCACCUACCCAGAACACGAGUUCUUCAAGGGCCAGGACAGCCUGGGCCAGGAGGUCCUCUUCAACGUCAUGAAGGCAUACUCGCUGGUGGACCGGGAGGUGGGCUACUGCCAGGGAAGCGCCUUCAUCGUGGGCCUGCUCCUCAUGCAGAUGCCUGAAGAGGAGGCCUUCUGUGUGUUCGUGCGGCUGAUGCAGGAGUACCGGCUGCGGGAGCUCUUCAAGCCCAGCAUGGCUGAGCUCGGGCUCUGCAUCUAUCAGUUCGAGUACAUGCUGCAGGAGCAGCUCCCAGACCUCAACACCCACUUCCGCUCCCAAAGCUUCCACACAUCCAUGUACGCCUCAUCCUGGUUCCUCACACUGUUCCUGACCACCUUCCCACUGCCCGUCGCCACCCGGGUCUUCGACAUCUUCAUGUAUGAGGGGCUGGAGAUCGUGUUCCGAGUGGGCCUCGCCCUGCUGCAGGUGAACCAGGCGGAGCUGAUGCAGCUGGACAUGGAGGGGAUGUCCCAGUACUUCCAGAGAGUGAUCCCCCACCAGUUUGACAGCUGCCCGGACAAGCUGGUCCUCAAAGCCUACCAGGUCAAGUACAACCCCAAGAAGAUGAAGAGGCUGGAGAAGGAGUACGCAGCCAUGAAGAGCAAGGAGAUGGAGGAGCAGAUCGAAAUCAAAAGGCUUCGGACGGAGAACCGGCUCCUGAAACAGCGGAUUGAAACCCUGGAGAAGGAGAGCGCUGCUCUGGCUGAUAGGUUAAUCCAGGGGCAAGUGACACGGGCGCAGGAAGCAGAGGAGAACUACGUCAUCAAGCGGGAGCUGGCGGUGGUGCGGCAGCAGUGCAGCUCGGCCGCCGAGGACCUCCAGAAGGCACAGAGCACCAUCCGGCAGCUGCAGGAGCAGCAGGAGAACCCCCGCCUCACAGAAGACUUCGUGUCCCACCUGGAGACCGAGCUGGAACAGUCGAGGCUGCGGGAGACGGAGACACUGGGGGCCCUUCGGGAGAUGCAGGACAAGGUUCUUGACAUGGAAAAGAGGAACAGUUCGCUGCCCGACGAGAACAACGUGGCGCAGCUGCAGGAGGAGCUGAAGGCGCUCAAGGUGCGGGAGGGCCAGGCGGUGGCCUCGACGCGAGAGCUGAAACUGCAGCUGCAGGAGCUCUCGGACACCUGGCAGGCCCAUCUGGCCCGCGGCGGCCGCUGGAAGGAGUCCCCACGGAAGCUGGUCGUGGGCGAGCUGCAGGAUGAGCUGAUGAGCGUGCGUCUGCGCGAGGCGCAGGCCCUGGCCGAGGGCCGCGAGCUGCGGCAGCGCGUGGUGGAACUUGAGACGCAGGACCACAUCCAUCGCAACCUUCUGAACCGUGUGGAGGCGGAGCGCGCGGCGCUGCAGGAGAAGCUGCAGUACCUGGCGGCACAGAACAAGGGGCUGCAGACGCAGCUCAGCGAAAGCCGCCGCAAGCAGGCCGAGGCCGAGUGCAAGAGCAAGGAGGAGGUGAUGGCUGUGCGACUGCGGGAGGCAGACAGCAUGGCUGCGGUGGCCGAGAUGCGGCAGCGCAUCGCUGAGCUGGAGAUCCAGAGGGAGGAGGGCCGAAUCCAGGGUCAGCUGAACCACUCCGACUCAUCGCAGUACAUCCGCGAGCUCAAGGACCAGAUCGAGGAGCUGAAGGCCGAGGUGCGGCUGCUGAAGGGCCCGCCGCCCUUCGAGGACCCGCUGGCUUUCGACGGGCUGAGCCUGGCGCGGCAUUUGGACGAGGACUCACUGCCGUCGUCGGACGAGGAGCUACUCGGCGUAGGCGUGGGCGCUGCCCUGCAGGACGCGUUGUAUCCUCUGUCCCCGCGCGAUGCGCGCUUUUUCCGCCGUCUGGACCGGCCGGCCAAGGACAGCGAGGGCAGCUCAGACAGCGACGCUGAUGAGCUUGCCGCGCCCUACAGCCAGGGCCUGGACAACUGAGGCCGUGCCCCGCGCGCCCGGAUUCAGGAGACCGCAGUCGCGGGGGGCUCCCGGGCAGCCCGUGUUCUGCUCCCCACCUGCCGCACUUGACGAACUCCGCGCCCUCUGUGGCUCAGCCACCCCUAAAGCGAGGCCCGGCGAGGCAGCGCAGAGGGUAGGGUCCGGCCUGGGGCUCCUCAGGACCCCGGGACAGGUUCUCCCUCCCCAGCAGUGUUUACCCAUCUUGGUCUGUACCCCUCCGGGCCCUCUGGCGUUCCGGGGUGCCUGGAGGGGCUGACUGCUCUCUUAACAGGAGGGCAGAGGGCAAGGGACAGAUGACCCAGAGGUCCCAGCACUGAAUGAGCAGACAGCUCCCACUUCCCAGCAGGAUUCCUUCUGGGACAGGGGUGGCAUUGCUGGGAAGCACCCAGGAGCUAACCGAGGCCUGAGGAAGGAGAGCACCAGCUCUGGGCUGGACAUCAGCACCCCACAACACUCCUCGGGACGAAGUGACCCUUGACUAACCCCUGGCCAUCUCUAGGGGAGUUGGGCCGCUGGGGACAGAUGGCCAGGCCAGCCUCUCCUGCCUGGUGCAGGCACCAUGGCCCCUGCAGCAGAAACCAAAGUCCCCCAUACUGUGUGCAGGGCCACCUGGGGAGUGAGUGGCGAGCGGGAAGUGUCCCUGCUUCUCUGGGUGGGGCCAGAGCAGCUUCGAGGAAGUGAAGAGACCCCUCUCCCCAGCACCCCAUAUCUUGCUCUGGGAGACACUCGCACCCCCUAUCCUGGACAGUGAUGGAGGGGUAUCUCUAGGGGGGUGCUCGGCUUCCAUCUACUUCCUUUUCUUCCUGUGUUCCCAGCCCCACCCUCAGCCAGGGCCAGGCCCCCACCUAGGAGCUUCCUAGCGAGCGGCCUCCCCUCACUUCCUCCUGGUGGUCCUGUGGCCUCUGCUGAAUCACAGCUGAGAACGGUGCCAAAAUUCAACGAUGCCCCCCCAGGCCCCUUCCUGUCUCCCCCCGGCCCCCCUGGGCCUCAUGACCCUGGGGGCUGCCCCCCUCGGUGCUCCUGGAGCCUCCAGUAGAGUAGCGUCACAAGCAAUCUCCCUGGCGCUUCCUGGGGUGAGGACCCCUGCUCUGUCCCCACUUCCUAGCUGCCCACUUUUCAGUGUUAUGAAGCCUGGGAACCGGGGCAGGCACCCGCGGGGCUCUCCCACACGCCCCCCACACUGCCCACCACCAUUUUGCACACUGCCUGUUCACUCCACAUGUUGCCCAGGCGGGAAAGAUGGAAAAUAAAGUGUAUUUAC